UUGAAUGGAUACCAUACAAUCAAUUUAAAAAUAUUCAAGAAAUAAACAAAAGUAAUUCUAUUACAAUAUAUAAAGCGAUAUGGAAUGAUGGUCCAUUAUAUUAUGAUGAUGAUGAAAAGAAAUGGAUGAGAAACUCUAAUAAUAAUGUUGCUUUAAAAUGUUUAUCAAAUUCACAAAUCAUUGUUGAUGAAUUUUUAAAUGAGGUUAAAAUGCAUUUAGAAAAUGAUGACGAUGACGACAAUAUUAAUUUCCUUGAAAUUUAUGGAAUAUCACGAGAUCCAGCCACAAAAGAUUAUGUUAUGAUCCUUCAAGAUGGAUAUUGUGAAAAAUGUGGUGAACAAUAUACUGAUAAAUGGCUUGAGUGGUGUAAACCAUGUCUAAUAAAUCAUUUACAAUCAAAUUUUACAAACUGGACUAGUGGAAAUAAAAGAGUCGAUAUUCUUAUUCAAGAAAUACAAUUACAAGUUGAUAAAUGGUAUGAUAUAAUAUUUGAAUGGAUACCAUUUGAUCAAUUUAGUGAUUUUAAAGAAGUAGGUAGAGGUGGUUUUUCUAAAGUAUAUUCAGCAAUAUGGAAGGAUGGCCCAUUAGAUUAUGAUAUUGAUAAAAAGGAAUGGAGGAGACAACCCAAUAAAAAAGUUGCUUUAAAAUGUUUAUUCAAUUCAGAAAAUAUUAGUGAUGCAUUUUUAAAUGAGGUUAAGGCAUAUUCAAAUACAAUUACUGAAAAAAUUCUUCAAAUAUAUGGAAUUUCUCAAAGUCCAAAUACGAAAAAUUAUAUUAUAAUUCUUCAAUAUGCAGAAAGUGGAGAUUUUAAUGAUUGGAUAGAUAAAAAUUAUAAAAAUUUUGAUUGGAAUAGUAGAUUAGAAGUCUUAUCUGGCCUUAUUGAUGGUCUUAUUGAUAUACAUGAAAAAAAUUUAGUACAUCGUGAUUUUCAUACGGGAAAUAUUUUAUUUAGGUUUCAAGAUGAAAUCAAUGUAUGUAUUUCAGACAUGGGAUUAUGUAGAGAAGCUGAUAAUAUGGAUAAAACAAAAAUUAUUGGAGUUAUGCCUUAUGUAGCUCCUGAAGUAUUAGAAACAAAGCCUUAUACUCAAGCAGCAGAUAUAUAUAGCUUUGGUAUGAUCAUGUAUUUUAUAGCAACUGGUGGAAGAAAACCUUUUGAUGAUUGCGCACAUGAUGUAGAUUUGUCAUAUAGAAUAACUUCCGGAAUUAGACCUGAAUUUGAUGAAUCAGAAGUACCAAAAUAUUAUAUUGAUUUAAUGAAAAAAUGUUGGGAUCCAAAUCCUGCUAAUAGACCAAGACUAUCAGACAUUAAAGAAAUGAUCGCAUUAUUUAGGGAUUCAUAUCAUCAAGAUUAUAAAUUUCAAGAAGAACGCCACUACGAAAUUGAAAAACAAUUUAAAGAAGCAGAAAUGCGUAGAAGAUUGGACAAUAAACGAUCAACCACUCAUCCUCAAGCUAAUUAUAAAGCUCGGGUACUAAAUCCUUUUAUAAAAGGUCUUCCAAAGGAUGAUAAUAAUAAUGAUAUUAAUAAAGUCAGUGAUGAAUUAGCAGUAGAAGAUUUGUUUAUUAAUAUGGAACAUUCAGAAUAUAAUAAUAACGAAUUAAGUGAUAUUAUUGCAGUAGAAGAUUUCCUAGUGCAGCAAAUGAUGCAAGACCAACAAUGAAAUAAUUCGGUAGAAUUAUUAAAUAUUGAACAAUAAUUACUAAAAAAUAUAUUUUUUAUUAUUAUUUAUUUUAUAUCAA
Messenger RNA from Rhizophagus irregularis DAOM 181602=DAOM 197198, 1740 nucleotides. The record is from RefSeq and is a predicted model, not a curated record. NCBI's taxonomy places the organism in Eukaryota, Fungi, Glomeromycota, Glomeromycetes, Glomerales, Glomeraceae.